Molecule: messenger RNA, 1374 nt
Organism: Symbiodinium sp. CCMP2592
Lineage: Eukaryota; Dinophyceae; Suessiales; Symbiodiniaceae
Source: the annotation of a GenBank genome assembly
AUGGGCUGCCAGUCGACGAAAGUCGUUCCAGCCGAGCCCGAGCUAAAGGCCGUGGCGCCAACUGCAGAGACGCCCCAAAGCCAGUCAGCGCAGGACUCCUCACCCGAGAGAACAGAACUAACAGAAGGAGCCCAGGAGGCGGCGAAAGCGACCGCACCAGCUUGGGCCUUGGACUUGGGCCUCGACGGGCAUUGCGACCAGGUUCGCGACUACUUCCGCAAGCGCUCGCAAGAGACUCCUCCGUGGCUGGAGGAGGAUGCUGCCAUCUGGCAGCAGUUGGAGCACGGCCGCGCCUAUGACGAAGAGCGUCGGCAGGCUGUGGACAGCUAUGCACACAGCGUGACCUUGGAGAAGGAUGGGAAGCCCACAGCCGUUCUCCGAGCCGCCCCAGGGGAGGACGUCGAGCUUCAUGCCAAGGGAUGGAUCCAGAACAAGGAGGGUGACACGAGCCUGCAUCAGUUGCUGCUCGUACUGGACACGACGAUCAUCGCGGAGGUCUACGACUCCAUUCCCGGAGGCGGCGACACCUUCGACACGGCUUUCUCCUUCAAGGCUCCUGAGGAGCCGGGAGUUUACAUGAUCUGGAGGUUCAACGAGCUCCAGCAGAGCAUGGAAGAAGCAAAAGCGAGCUUGACGGCCAAGGGCAGCGUUGUCGAUGCAAGCCAGUACCCGGCCUUCUUUACAGGAACACUCGUGGUGGCCAGCUCCGGCAGCGCGGACGUGCCCGAAAAUGAGGCAGACGCUGCUGCGGAUGCUGGCAAGGAAGCUACGAACACUGACAAGGAAGAAGCUGCGAAUGCUAGCAAGGCAACUGUUCCAGCUUGGGCUGCAGAGUUAGGAAUUGAUGGAGAUCAUUGUGGCUAUGUUCGCGACUACUUCCGCAAGCGCUCGCAAGAGACUCCUCCGUGGCUGGAGGAGGAUGCUGCCAUCUGGCAGCAGUUGGAGCACGGCCGCGCCUAUGACGAAGAGCGUCGGCAGGCUGUGGACAGCUAUGCACACAGCGUGACCUUGGAGAAGGAUGGGAAGCCCACAGCCGUUCUCCGAGCCGCCCCAGGGGAGGACGUCGAGCUUCAUGCCAAGGGAUGGAUCCAGAACAAGGAGGGUGACACGAGCCUGCAUCAGUUGCUGCUCGUACUGGACACGACGAUCAUCGCGGAGGUCUACGACUCCAUUCCCGGAGGCGGCGACACCUUCGACACGGCUUUCUCCUUCAAGGCUCCUGAGGAGCCGGGAGUUUACAUGAUCUGGAGGUUCAACGAGCUCCAGCAGAGCAUGGAGGAAGCGAAGGCCAUUUUUGAGCAAGGCCAGUCCAUCGAUGCUAAGAAAGCGAAGACUCUGCUCCGACUGAGAAGAGGGCGCCCAGCUGGCUUUUGA